GCUACUAGUAUAUUUAUAGAGCAGGAAACCUUUGAUAUUGAUACCGUGUUUAAUGAAUAUAAUGAUAAUAAUAAGAAUGACCAAGUUUACUUGCGUUCUCUCCCCUUUGGCACAUCGUCAGCAUCAGCAUUUAUUGAUGAUAAAAAUAAACAACAAGCAAAAAAGUUUUCUUCAUUCCUGUUACCUGAUCUUCCGACGCGUCCGUUUGAUGUGAUUCUUGAGUCUUUGCCGUGUACUGAUAAUUAUUAUAUUCCAAAAAAUCAAAAGCAUUCUGGAAAGGGAUUGAUUGUCGGACAAGAUGAAAUUGAUAAUGACGAUGAAUAUGAUGCCGCAGAGACGAAUACCACGACCACCACAGAUGAUUCCUUAUCGUCAUUGUCGACAUCAACUUGCUCGAUUUGGCAAGAAGCAAUUCAACAAUCAAAAGAUAACAAAUUUAAGAUAUUAUCUUGGGAUACAAUUGGAUCGCCAUCAUUACAGAAGACGCCAUAUCUUACCGAGACUAAUACAGAAAUACAAGAAACCGUUUUUCAGAAUUAUUUUCAUAAUGAGUUGGUGCCAGCGUGCCCCGUUUUGUCGCAAAGCGAUCUGAUGAGAAAUAUUUAUUACUUAGUGAUUGGUAUUUCAUCUAAAUUGUUUUCGUAUGAUUCGGAAUUCAGGAUUUUUCGGACAACGACAAACUUUCGAAUAAACGGAUGUAGUGAAAAGGCUAUGAACAAAAUUCUAGUUAAAUUCUUGGAUUUUGGAACAUACAUCAAGCGCUUAGAGAAUGUUGCGAAGCAAUGCAUUCAGGAUCGGAGCGCAUACGGUCUUACAGGAAUCGCAUUUGGACAUUCACUAUUAAACACCUUAACUUUUAUCCGGUUAUCAAUCACUUCGUUGGCAGAAAAAUAUGAAGGGCUAAAAAAGAUGAAUUUAAUCCAGUUUUAUUUCACAAUCAACGAAUCUUUUCGUUUGUUGGAAUGUCUAGCAUCAUUUUGCUGUUGUGAUCGUUCAAAUACCAUUCAUUUGGAUUUAAACCCUGAACAAAAACAAAAGGGAUUCUAUAUACCUUUUGGCGCCGAAAUUAUUUCUAAAUUAUAUGUCUUCUCGCAGCGAAUUGACGCGUCACAAUCAUAUCUUUUGAAAUCUGUGUUUUUGGCAUUACUAGCUGAAUCAAGCGAAUUCAGUGAUCCAUAUCAAGAAUUUUUUAUAAAGAAUAUUGAGGACGGUUACGGGCAACAACAAAUAAAGAUUAGCAAGUCAAGUCCUUUGCCAGCUUUUAUUUCGAUGGAACUUGCUAGAAAUAUGUUGGCUGCUGGUAUAUCGUUAAAAUUGUUGAGAGAUUGCCGGCCGAAUCAUCCGUUGUGUAAUAAUAACAGUACUUCCGGUGGACAACAAAAAGGACUGUUGUUUCGAUGGGAUAAGAAUGUAAAUAUGCAUGAUCAAUUACAAGUAUACAUGCGCGACAUGAUGCUUGCAAUAAUUGCACAAGACAAUAAACGAAAAGCAUCUACCGCACGAAUCCGAGCUAAUUAUGAAAGAGUUACAAUAACCUCAAAUAACGAAACAGAACUAAUUGAACCCUCAAAUUACCAAACAAUAGAACUAAUUGAACCCUCAAAUUGCCAAACAACAGAACUAAUUGACCUACUAUACAAAGCACAAACCUCUAGUUCUGUAUAUAAAGAGAAAGACUACAUUCCGCCACUACGCGCAAUCACAGACCUUGUAAUAAACUAUCCAAUCAGCACCCAAUGCCGCCUCAUCAACGCUUCAAUCUUGUUGAUAUUCUUUCAUGAACUUGCCCUUGUUGCGCAUUUAAACGCGUUACAUAACUUCUUGCUGUUGGGUAACGGGAAUUUCGUGGCUGGAUUAACUGAUGCGUUGUUCAGUGAUAAUAUCGAUUACGGGGAAGAUUUCUCUAGCAAUAAAGCAACAAUAGGAGGAAGUAGUGGUGGAGUCGGUAUUCGAUUGAAUAGUCGACGAACUUGGCCGCCUGAUGGUGUAGAAUGGAGAAUGGCUUUGAAGGCGGUAAUUGUUGAAACUAUUCUAUCAGAGAAAAAAAAUUCCGAGGUAGAUGAAGGCCAGGAUGGUAAAUAUUCCACCAGAGGAUCAUCAAUAGUAGAUGACUGGGGCUCUAUUAAUAAUCUUGAUGAUAUUUUGAUGUUUGGAAUCCAAUCGGACGAGGAAUAUUGUCAAGAUCCACAAGCAUUGGAAGCUUUGGAUUUUCUCUAUCUCGACUAUAAACCACCAUACCCAAUAAACGUAGUAAUCACUCCAAACUCUCUAACAAAAUACAACAGCCUCUUCACAUUCUUAUUACGCGUGCUCAGACUCGACACUGUAGUGCACCACAUUUAUCGUCUUUCGCAUCAUCGAUAUUCGCUAAUAGACGAAAAGAAUGACAAAAGCGACACAUUGGCCCAAAAGAAACUUUUACAUAGAUUUCGAUUCGAAGCGCAACAAUUUAUGGUUGCUUUGCAUGGCUAUGUGUUUGAUAGCGCGAUUGCUUCGACUUGGGCUUUGUUUACGAAGAGACUCUCUAAAAUCUCGAGAAAUGCCGAAUUCGAGAUACCGCGCCAACAGCAGCAACAUAGUAAUAGAGCCGCGACAACUGCGUCCUCGGAAACACAAUCAAUUGUUACUGGAGAUAAUGAUGACGAAGAAGAAGACGAGGAUUUCUCUUUUAUGGAAGAUGAUGAAGAAAAUAAUAAUGAUAACCACCAAAAAGACGUAAAAGAUCUCGAAUCUUUAAGAGCCUACCACGAACACGUACUCGACCGCAUGUUAUAUCAAUGCAUGCUAAAAAAGAAACACGCGCCAAUAAUGAGAAUCCUAAACGCGAUCCUCUCUGUAAUCCUAUCAUUCGCACAAAAAUUACAACGACGACGUACCACCGUGUUUUACGAUGCGUCUCAGCGACAAGAACAUUGGGACGCGAUUCAGACGCUCUAUGAUCAGUUUCAGUUGUACACGACAUCGUUGGUGAAGAUUUUGCUAGCGUUUGAGGAGAAGGGUGGCGGACGAAUGGGGAUUGGUAUGAAAAGGCAGUAUUAUCGAGGGGGUGAUGGAUUUGGCGAAAGAGGGGGAAAAAGUGAAAUGAAUUUACAUAAUGCUGGUCGAUGGUAUCAUGAUAAAGCUGAUAGUCAAUCCGGUGUGAGUGGAUUCAUGCAAGAAUUUUUAGUGCGUUUGGAUUGGAAUGGACAUUAUAAGAAACUAGUCAAGUAA
Molecule: messenger RNA, 3210 nt
Organism: Ambispora gerdemannii
Lineage: Eukaryota; Fungi; Glomeromycota; Glomeromycetes; Archaeosporales; Ambisporaceae
Source: the annotation of a GenBank genome assembly